Molecule: messenger RNA, 1354 nt
Organism: Protobothrops mucrosquamatus (brown spotted pit viper)
Lineage: Eukaryota; Metazoa; Chordata; Lepidosauria; Squamata; Viperidae
Gene: CHODL
Product: chondrolectin
Exons: 7
Coding region: 1-828 (275 amino acids)
Biological process (GO): positive regulation of axonogenesis
Cellular component (GO): cytoplasm
Source: RefSeq, a predicted model, not a curated record
AUGGGGAUGAGUCCUCUUACUCUGUCAAUCACCUUCAGCUGUCAAAAGAUAUGCUAUGGUGACUCAGCACAUCCCUGCUACAAGAUUGCCUAUUUUCAAGACAUGUCUCGGCGUGUGGGUUUUCAAGAGGCUCGCCAAGCUUGUGAAAUGGGAGGUGGAGUACUUCUCAGUCUUGAAAGUGAAACAGAACAGAAACUGAUAGAAAGUAUGCUGCAGAAUCUCACAAAAUCAGGUCCUGGGAUUUCUGAUGGAGACUUCUGGAUUGGUCUAUGGAGACAGGGACAAACUACGUCUAGUGCCUGCCCUGAUCUUUACAAAUGGACAGAUGGAAGCAGUUCUCUCUUCAGAAAUUGGUAUACUGAUGAGCCUUCCUGUGGGAGUGAAGCUUGUGUUGUGAUGUAUCAUCAGCCAUCUGCAAAUCCAGGUUUAGGAGGGCCUUAUCUUUAUCAAUGGAAUGACGACAGAUGUAAUAUGAAGCACAAUUUCAUCUGCAAGUAUAAGUCAGAAGAUAUCCUAGAAAAAAAAUCAGGAGACAGAACAGAUCCACAUCAUGAAGUUCAAGCAACAGUGCCAGCCGUGAAGCCUAAUGAUUCAAGCAAGUCAGAAGAUGAUUUUCCAUUGGUCGUUACUGAAACUGGUGGUCUAAUUCCUAAUUUAAUUUACGUUGUUAUACCAACCAUACCACUGUUGUUGUUGAUAUUAGUGGCUUUUGGGACUUGCUGUUUCCAGAUGAUUCAUAAAAGUAAAGGAAGAACAAAAACCAGUCCUGAUCAGUCAACACUGUGGAUUUCUAAGAACCCAAGAAAGGACAGUAACCUGGAAGUAUAGAGAACUGGCUGAAAAUAAAGAGGAAUGAUACUUUUCAGGAUCUCUUAAAUUUGUCUUGUCAAACAUUAGUUCGGAAUGGCUUGAAAUUGCAACUGAUCAACAGAAUGAAGUGGAAGCUUCCCCUUGAGGCAAUUGCUUGGAUUAAUUUUUUUAAUACAUGGUGUUUGGUUUUUAAUCCCAUAGCAAACAUAGCUGUCUAAAAGAAAGUAAGAAUAUGAUUAUUUUGCUAAGGAAAGUAAUUUGGCUACAGCUACUAAUGAGAUGGACAGAACAUUUUGAAUUCAUUCUAUGUAUAUUUGUAGAACAAAUAUUUCUCAUUUAACGUUUAACAUUUAUUGCUAUUAUUAAUUACAAUAUAUAGUAUUGUAUUAUUUCUCACUAAUGGAUGGACUGUAAUUCCAGCUAAUAUUAAUUUACAAUGUAAUAAGAUAAUUUAUCUUUGCAUAAAAAAGCUACACUAGAACAUGAGUUAUUAUAAUCUCAUAUACGUAAAAAUAUUUAUCAGUGUUAUUCCUUUGAGUGAUGA